Messenger RNA from Cornus florida, 1771 nucleotides. Its product is annotated as dehydration-responsive element-binding protein 2C-like. The transcript has 2 exons. Gene Ontology annotation, biological process: response to stress; positive regulation of DNA-templated transcription. NCBI's taxonomy places the organism in Eukaryota, Viridiplantae, Streptophyta, Magnoliopsida, Cornales, Cornaceae. Gene Ontology annotation, cellular component: nucleus. The record is from RefSeq and is a predicted model, not a curated record. Gene Ontology annotation, molecular function: DNA-binding transcription factor activity; transcription cis-regulatory region binding. Bases 201 to 1229 code for a protein of 342 amino acids.
CGCUGCUCGAUUUUUACUCUCUCAUUCCGGUUGAAGAGAGAAGAAAGCACUCUGAAGACGAACAACAAAUCUUAAAUUGAUCGAGAAGAACCCAGAGAGAGUGAUAAAAAAAAAAAACCCUAGUUUCGUCGCGGAGAAGCAAUCUUUGAUCGCAGAUUCACAAAACACAUCGGAUUUAUUAUUCAGCGCUCUCUUCUCACAUGGCGUCCGAAUUUAUCCAGAGGAAGAAGAAGCCCCGUAGGUCGAAAACUGUAGCUGAGACAAUUGCAGAAUGGAAGGAGCAUGGUUCUUUGGAUGAUGAUAAAGAUAAAGGCAAACCAGUUUGCAGAGUCCCUGCCAAGGGAUCAAAGAAGGGGUGUAUGAAGGGUAAAGGAGGACCCGAGAACUCCCGUUGUAACUAUAGAGGUGUUAGGCAGAGGACAUGGGGUAAAUGGGUAGCGGAAAUUCGAGAACCCAAGAGGGGUAAUAGGCUCUGGUUGGGUACUUUUCCAACUGCCCUUGAAGCUGCCCUCGCUUAUGAUGAAGCGGCAAGAACCUUGUAUGGUUCUUGUGCUCGCCUCAACCUUCCGAAUUGCAGUUCUUCGGUGCUAACAAGUUCGAGUUCAGAUUCCACAAUGAAACAAGAAGCAAUGGAAGAGCCUCUAAUCCACAGUAAUAGGCUUCUGUCACCAUUUGGAGCUGGUCCACCAAAGGAUUCAUUAAAGCAAGAAGCAGUGGAAGAGCCUCCAAUUGAUGGUAAUCGACUUCUGUCACCGUAUAGAGCUGGUCCAUCAGAGGGCUCAAUGAAGCAACCAGCAACAGAAGAGCCUCUAAUUGAUAGUAAUCCACUUCUGUCAGCCUAUGGGGCUGGUCCAUCAACGAGUUCGAUGAAUGAAUCAAUGGGAGAGCUUACGGAUAUCAAUCAGGACAAUGGGUUCACCUUGCAUAACUUAUCAGUGGAUGAAACGUUCGAUGUGGAAGAGCUACUUUGGGAUGAAAUGUUCGAUGUGGAAGAGCUACUUGGGGUUUUAACUUCUCCCUAUUCUGCUCCAGCAUACUUGCAUGACUCGGGUAAUGAUGUUGGUCAAUUGGGGGCGUCCAACUAUAACAAUGUGGGGCAUGAAAGGCAUUCAGAUUCAGUAUACCAACUGCAGAAUUGGGAUGCAAAGUUAUUUGAAAAUAUGCACUGUGAGCAGGAAAAUUAUGGAGCUGAUCAUGGUUUCGAUUUCUUGAAACCGGGCAGAGAGUAGGAUUACAAUUUUGGGGACUUCUGAAUUUGGAAUCAGAUUUGGGAGUUUGAAGUCAUUGGUGGCAUACUGGUGUAUGGGCAUAUGAAAAGAGAUGGUAAAGCUGGUGUUAAAUGGAUACUCUCUUCAACAAGAGGCGAUUCGGAGGAUUCAUGUUCUUUAGUUUAGUUUUACCUCUCAAGCUUGAUUCUCAGAGAUCUUUGUUAUUUGGAUGAUGUUUUUCUUUCCCAGUUCUUUCGUUCUCAAAUAUCUCCAUAUGUUUUUGAAUUGGAAAGGUCCAUCUUAGCAAUGGAGUUGAUGUGUGACUAAUACUUGAUACUUGAUGAUGGUUCUACCUGUAGGCAAUUCUUUCUUGUACAUACUAGGGAAGACAAUAUGAAUGGCAGUGUUCGCGUUUAUCAUUACAUAAAAAGUAUAUUGCAUAAAUAAAUAUAUCAACAUUUAUGCUUCUUGUGUUGAGUUUCUGAUCUUGCUCUGUGAGCUGUGUGUGACUUGUUCAUAUUGAAUUUCCUCUUCUCCCAUAUCACCGUGUCUGUCUAUCCUGG